UUCUGUCUUCCAUUUUUUCCCUCUUAUCUGCGGCUAGGGUUUUAGCUCAGUCUUCUCCUCACAAGAUGAAUGUAGAAAAGUUGCAAAAGAUGGCCGGUUCGGUUAGAACCGGUGGAAAGGGUACCAUGAGAAGAAAGAAGAAAGCCGUACACAAGACAACUACAACCGAUGACAAAAGACUACAGAGCACGUUGAAAAGAAUAGGUGUCAAUGCCAUUCCUGCUAUUGAAGAAGUCAACAUUUUCAAAGAGGAUGUUGUUAUCCAAUUCAGUAACCCCAAAGUUCAAGCAUCAAUUGCUGCAAAUACAUGGGUUGUCAGUGGAACCCCCCAGACAAAGAAAUUGCAGGAUAUUCUUCCUCAAAUUAUUCACCAGCUGGGUCCUGAUAAUUUGGAGAAUUUGAAGAAGUUGGCUGAGCAGUUCCAGAAGCAGGUACCUGGUGCUGCAGAUGCGGCUGCAGGUGCUGUUGCAGCACAGGAAGAUGAUGAUGAUGUACCAGAACUUGUGGCUGGUGAAACUUUUGAAGCUGCCGCUGAGGAGGGCCACACUUCCUGAAGUUUUAAAACCAAAAGGAAGACUCCAAUGUUUAUUUUUCAAAGAAUUCCGUUGAUCACAAGAAAGGCAAGUGUUUUUCCUGCUAAUGGAGCAAGGUUUGGAAGGUAAUUAAUAAGUACGUUACAAUCCAUUUGUUCAACGUUUAGUACACAGCAAACAAGUAUUAGCAAUAUGGCUUAUGACUAUUGACAAGAUUAUCAAUUAGUAUCAUUUAGCAGAUGAAAAAAGUACUUUGUACUAGUUACAAUUAGUUGUUGCAAUAACCUACUUGCAUCCAACAAGCUCAUGAGGCACUUAGAGAUCACAUAAAAUUUUGAAUACUGCUUGAACUCAUUUAGCCACAUUUUUAGUUUGUGUCAAUUAGCAUAACUGAAACUGGUCUACUACACA
Molecule: messenger RNA, 944 nt
Organism: Solanum verrucosum
Lineage: Eukaryota; Viridiplantae; Streptophyta; Magnoliopsida; Solanales; Solanaceae
Product: nascent polypeptide-associated complex subunit beta-like
Exons: 7
Coding region: 66-554 (162 amino acids)
Cellular component (GO): cytosol; nascent polypeptide-associated complex
Source: RefSeq, a predicted model, not a curated record